Lates calcarifer (barramundi perch) is the source of this 4424-nucleotide messenger RNA. Its product is annotated as NLR family CARD domain-containing protein 3-like. Gene Ontology annotation, molecular function: protein binding. The record is from RefSeq and is a predicted model, not a curated record. The transcript has 11 exons. Bases 352 to 3750 code for a protein of 1132 amino acids. NCBI's taxonomy places the organism in Eukaryota, Metazoa, Chordata, Actinopteri, Centropomidae.
UCGCAGGUGACCAGAGGAGCAGGAAGUCAGUGAUCUUGGUGUCGGACAGAAUCUUUGCAGCAGCACAGUCGAGUUAUUUCAGACUCAUGUUCUAUGUGUGGACCUGAGAGACGCAGCUUAACAAGGGGGAUGGUUUUCAUGGAGGAAACAAGUGUCAGAUGAACGGAUGAGGAGAAUAAUCCUGAGCUGCAGCUCUACAAUAACUGAAGCUCAGACUCGUCUCCGGUUUAAAGUUGACUUUCACUUUGUCUGCUGAUCGUGGCGCAGCGUCUUUCCUCCAUCUAAAGGAGACACUUUGGCGCCAUCUAGUGGACUGACAGCAUAUUCAAUCUUGGAUGUGAAUGGAGCAGCAUGAAUCAGAGUGAGGACAGAGAGGAGGGAGUCCCUCCCUCUAAAACCACUCUGUGUGGGGAACAUGAGAGCCAGACCAAAGCUCAGAGCCCAGAGCAGCAGCACUCACCACACUCUGCUGGACCUGAACCUGGACCUGGACCCAGCUGUUUGUCCAUGAAGAGCAACAAGUCAAUGGAUCAUCCUGUUGAAUUCAGACAAUCUGUUGAUGGAAGUUUCAGGAUCCAGCAGCAGAGACCAGACUCUCCUGAACCCAGCUGUCUGUCUUUAAAGAGCAACGACUCAAAGGACUGGGACAUUGACUUUAAAGGGCGACGUCCAUCAGCUGAUCAGAUAGUGGACCAGGAGAGCUCAGAGGUUCCCAGUGGUCAGUCUGCCCAGCAGCAUCAAACACACCUGGACUCCAUAUUUAUGCUGCUGGAGGAGAACAUCGUCACUUUUGUGAAGAACGAGCUGAAGAAGAUGCAGAAGGUUCUGAGUCCAGAUUACCCAGAAUGCUUAGAGAGUCAGAGGGAGGAUGAGGAGGUGUUGGACGGUGAGGAUGAAGAGCAGAGGAGGAGCAGCAGAGAGGAGUUUCUGAAGAUCACACUGAACUUCCUGAGGAGAAUGAAGCAGGAGGAGCUGGCUGACUGUCUGCAGAGCAGACAUGUUGCUCCAGUUUGUCGACGUAAACUUAAAUCUAACCUGAAGAAGAAGUUCCAGUGUUUGUUUGAGGGGAUCUCUAAAGCAGGAAACCCAACCCUUCUGAAUCAGAUCUACACAGAGCUCUACAUCACAGAGGGAGGGACUGGAGAGGUCAAUGAUGAACAUGAGGUCAGACAGAUUGAAACAGCAUCCAGGAAACCAGACAGACCAGAAACAACCAUCAGACAAGAAGACCUCUUUAAAGCCUCACCUGGAAGAGAUGAACCAAUCAGAACAGUGAUGACAAAGGGAGUGGCUGGCAUUGGGAAAACAGUCUUAACACAGAAGUUCACUCUGGACUGGGCUGAAGACAAAGCCAACCAGGACAUACACUUCACAUUUCCAUUCACUUUCAGAGAGCUGAAUGUGCUGAAAGAGAAAAAGUUGAGCUUGGUGGAACUUGUUCAUCACUUCUUUACUGAAACCAAAGAAGCAGGAAUCUGCAGGUUUGAAGAGUUCCAGGUUGUGUUCAUCUUUGACGGUCUGGAUGAGUGUCGACUUCCUCUGGACUUCCACAACACUGAGAUCCUGACUGAUGUUACAGAGUCCACCUCAGUGGACGUGCUGCUGACAAACCUCAUCAGGGGGAAACUGCUUCCCUCUGCUCGCCUCUGGAUAACCACACGACCUGCAGCAGCCAAUCAGAUCCCUCCUGAGUGUGUUGACAUGGUGACAGAGGUCAGAGGGUUCACUGACCCUCAGAAGGAGGAGUACUUCAGGAAGAGGUUCAGAGAUGAGGAUCAGGCCAGCAGGAUCAUCUCCCACAUCAAGACCUCACGAAGCCUCCACAUCAUGUGCCACAUCCCAGUCUUCUGCUGGAUCACUGCUACAGUUCUGGAGGAUGUGUUGAAAACCAGAGAGGGAGGAGAGCUGCCCAAGACCCUGACUGAGAUGUACAUCCACUUCCUGGUGGUUCAGUCAAAACUGAAGAACAUCAAGUAUGAUGGAGGAUCUGGGACAGAUCCACACUGGAGUCCAAAGAGCAGGAAGAUGAUUAAGUCUCUGGGAAAACUGGCUUUUGAUCAGCUGCAGAAAGGAAACCUGAUCUUCUAUGAAUCAGACCUGACAGAGUGUGGCAUCGAUAUCAGAGCAGCCUCAGUGUACUCAGGAGUGUUCACACAGAUCUUUAAAGAGGAGAGAGGACUGUACCAGGACAAGGUGUUCUGCUUCGUCCAUCUGAGUGUUCAGGAGUUUCUGGCUGCUCUUCAUGUCCAUCUGACCUUCAUCAAGUCUGGAGUCAAUCUGCUGUCAGAAGAACAAACAACCUCCCUGUGGUCUAAACUGUUUAAAGAUAAACCUGAACCAACACAGUUCCACCAGAGUGCUGUGGACAAGGCCUUAAAGAGUCCAAAUGGACACCUGGACUUGUUCCUCCGCUUCCUCCUGGGUCUUUCACUGCAGACCAAUCAGACUCUCCUACGAGGUCUGCUGACACUGACAGGAAGUGGCUCAGGGACCAAUCAGGAAACAGUCCAGUACAUCAAGAAGAAGAUUGAAGAGACUCCCUCUGCAGAGAAAAGCAUCAACCUGUUCCACUGUCUGAAUGAACUGAAUGAUCGUUCUCUAGUGGAGGAGAUCCAACAGUCCCUGAGUUCAGGACGUCUCUCCACAGAUAAACUGUCUCCUGCUCAAUGGUCAGCUCUGGUCUUCAUCUUACUGUCAUCAGAAAAAGAUCUGGACGUGUUUGACCUGAAGAAAUACUCUGCUUCAGAGGAGGCUCUUCUGAGGCUGCUGCCAGUGGUCAAAGCCUCUAACAAAGCUCUACUGAGUGACUGUAACCUCUCAGAGAGAAGCUGUGAAGCUCUGUCCUCAGUUCUCAGCUCCCAGUCCUCUAGUCUGAGAGAUCUGGACCUGAGUAACAACAACCUGCAGGAUUCAGGAGUGAAGAUGUUGUCUGUUGGACUGAAGAGUCCACACUGUUCACUGGAGACUCUCAGCCUGUCAGGCUGUCUGAUCUCAGAGGAAGGCUGUUCUUCUCUGGCCUCAGCACUGAACUCCAACCCCUCCCAUCUGAGAGAGCUGGACCUGAGCUACAAUCAUCCAGGAGACUCAGGAGUGAAGCUGCUGUCUGCUGGACUGGAGGAUCCAGACUGGAGACUGGACACUCUCAGGGUGGAGCCUGGUGGAGUCCGAUGGUUGACACCAGGUCCAUGGAGGUAUUCCUGUCAACUCACAAUCGACACAAACACAGUGAACAGAUUCCUCAAACUGUCUGACAACAACAGGAAGGUGACACAUGUGAAGGAGGAUCAGUCAUAUCCUGAUCAUCCAGACAGAUUUGAUCAGUGUCCUCAGCUGCUCUGUAGAACUGGUCUGACUGGUCGCUGUUACUGGGAGGUCGAGUGGAGAGGAAGAGUUUUUAUAUCAGUGAGUUACAGAGGAAUCAGAAGGAAAGGAGACAGUGAAGACUGUGUGUUUGGAUGGAACGAUCAGUCCUGGACUCUGUACUGUUCUGAUGAUGGUUUCUCUGUCUGGCACAAUAAGAGAGGAACAUCUAUCUCCUCCUCCUCCUCCUCCUCCUCCUCCUCCUUCUCCUCCUCCUCUGUCUCUAACAGAGUAGCAGUGUAUGUGGACUGUCCUGCUGGCUCUCUGUCCUUCUACAGAGUCUCCUCUGACUCUCUGAUCCACCUCCACACCUUCAACACCACAUUCACUCAACCUCUGUAUCCUGGGUUUUGGUUCUGGUCCUGUGGUUCCUCAGUGUCUCUGUGUUGAGUGUAGCAGAGAGAGUCUCCUCCUGUUAGAGAUCAGUCCAGUCCAGGAUCACAGCAGCUGAUGUUAUUUAGUACCAACCUGAUCUCUGGCUGGUUUUAACUGCAGAGUGUAAACCCAACAUGUUUUCCACAUGAUUGACAGUUUGACUGUAAAAUGAAUCAAAUGAACAGAGUCCAGUUGUUGUUGUUCUCUGACAGUAAAUGACUGGGAGGUUGAAAUCUCUUUUACUUGACGUCCAUCUUGUUUUUCAUCUUUAAAUGAUAGUGUGACGUCCUUAUGUGCUCCAUAUCUGGACUCUACUGUAAAUACAAAGAUACACACUGGUUUGUUUGAGGUGUAGUUACUGACACUGACCACCAGAUGGCAGCAAUCAUUUCUCUGUUAGACCUCCUCUGUAACAUAGAGCCACUCAUUCAUUCAUUCAUUCAUUCAUUAGUAGAAACACAGAGAAACAAAGCCAAACCUGUGUGUUUCCAUGACGAUCGUCCUGCAGGAGCUUUCUCAUUGGUCCACUUCAUCUGAUGGAUUCAGCACCUGAACACAACACAGAUCAACACAGUGCAUUAUGGGAUACUGACGACCCAAAGAUGUGUUGUUACUGUACAGACAGUGAUUGAUUAUAUCAAUAAUAUUGAUUCUGUUGCUGAUGUUAAUUAAUAAACACUGAGAUCUGA